GGCUGUGGAAGGAGGGGCCUGGUGGGCGGCACGCAGCCUGGCCGGUCUCGCGAGACUUGGUUUGAAAUGGCGGCGGGCCGGCGCGGCGGUUCUCCCUGAGGCGCGGCCGCGCCAUGGAGCGGCCUGCGAGGCCCCAGCCGCGGCUGCUCCGCACCUACGCGCGCCGGGGCGCCUCCCGGUACCGGCUGCCGCGCCCGGCGCCCUGGCUGUCGCCGCCGCUGGACUGCAAGCGGCUCUUCAGCUCCAGCUCCGCCUCCGUGGGCUCGACUUCCACCGCCUCGUCCCCCGGCUCCGAGGACCCCGACUUCCAGCCCUAUCGCCGCGGCGCGCCGCCCCCGCCCGGCAGUCCCGCCCGCCUGAGGCGGCGGAGAGGCGGCAGCGAGGAGCCCAAGCAGAACCGGGCCCCCGCCGGGCCGGGCCCGCAGAGCGGCGGCUGCGCCCUGCCCGCCUCGCCGCUGCGGAGACACGUCACCCGCCGGCGCCGCCGGGGGGCGCUCCGGUCCCGGGGGCGCAGGGCGGGGCUGCGGGCGCGGCCCCCCCUGCUCUGCAGCACCCCGCAGCAGGCGCCGCCCGGGGCGGAGAGCGGGCCCCUCCCCGAGGAGGAGAGCAUCCUGGGGGGCUGCCAGGAGAACGGGACCCCCGAUCUCGGGAGGGCGGCCUCGGGCCGGGCCCCACGGCACGGGCCCCCCCGGAACAUCCUGGCCGAGCUGAGCUCGAUGGCGCCGGGGAGCAGCGUCACGGAGCCCGCGGCAGGGCUGGAGGGCAGCAUGGAGCUCUUCUCCCCGCCGCUCUCCGGGGGCAGCGGCCGGGUCUCCCGUGGCCACCCGCAUCGCACCGCCAGGUCAGGCAGCCCCCUGGGGGAAGACGGGCGUGGCCGGAGCCAGCCGGCGUGCACCGCCUCUCCCCAAGGUGCCCAGAGCCAUGUUACCUGUAGGAUAUCUGGGAGCCAGUACGUCCUCCUACCCUGCGCUGCUUGGAGUCAGCCUGCAGCAGCCCAGGGAGACUCGAUCCAGCUUGUUCCCUCAACACUUCCAGGUAUCCACAGCCAGUCUGUCCCUGUUCUGGGCCAGCCUGUGUCACCCCAUCAUAAAACUGUGAGUACAGAUCAUGUCCAAAGACUGACCUCACAAAAGGCUCAGAGGACUACCCAGGGACCUUGCCAGAUAGAAACUAGUCUGGGCCUGCAGAAAAGUGUUAAGCAUCCUGGGCCUGCACUGCCCAUUACGGGGAAGCCCCAUGUCCUGGUACACGAUAAUACCAGUUCUUAUGAGCCACAUGAUGAUUUGAGAGGAUACUCUGAGGAAAAGAGCAGGAACCUUAGCACAGACAAAAGCAGACACCAACUUCAGCCCUUGGUGCUCUUGAGCUCUCAGGUGGUACCAACUUGGUUAGCUAACAGGAAGAUCAAUAAUAAUAAGUUGAAUGCUUGGCCCUCCUGGAGGGAAAAUGAUUGUCAGCAGCCAGUUUCCCCCUCUGCUCUGUCUGUAAUCUCAGUAAAGAAGUCCAGAAGUAGCAAGGUCAUUCCCAGAGAUGGUGAUGGAGGCACCAGUAGAAAGGCCUGUAUCAGUGGGUUCAGCUCCAGUCGAUGGGGGAAACAGGCAAGGCGCCGCCCUUUCAGACGCAAGAAUUCAAAAACUCCAUGGCAGCAGGCUGAGGGCUCCUUCUUUCAAGAACAAAUGAGGCAAAGAGGAACAGAGAAAAAUGCCCCAGAGAUGUCAUCUUUUCUGUGUGACUCUUCUUUCCUCAAUGACUCCCAGUGGUGGGCCAGGGCUCGAGCAUCUCUCACUCUUCACAAGAAAAAGAAAGUUUCCAUUGAGGAAAGUGCCUGCGGCAGCAUCCCUUGUACGCCUUCCUCCAAAUCUCAGCUUGCAGGGUACCGUAAGUCCCCAUUCAUUCAAAGUGUGGGCUGCUGUAAUUGGUCCACUUCCUCCGUGCUCCUGCUGACUCCCAUGAAGUCUCAUUCUGUUCUGGAGGUGAUGCUCACAGACGCAGAAAAGGUGUAUGGGGAAUGCCAGCAGGUGGGUCCUAUCUCCUUUGACGAAUGUAUUCCCCCAGAUAAGAUGAAGAACUGUUUGAAGAUUGGAGAAGGAGUAUUUGGGGAGGUGUUCCAAACAAACAGUGAGAGAGGAGCUGUGGCUUUAAAAAUCAUUCCUGUUGAGGGGACUGAGAGGAUCAAUGGAGAAGCUCAGAAGAGCUUCAGUGAGAUCUUGCCAGAGAUGAUAAUCUCAAAGGAGCUCAGCCUUUUAUCCCAGGAGGUAGAGAAUAGGACUGUAGGGUUCAUUGACUUGUACUCUGUGCACUGUGUCCAGGGGUCAUAUCCCAAGCAUCUUCUGAAAGCCUGGGACAAAUAUCACGAACUGAACGGAUCUGAAAAUGAUCGGCCAAACCUGUUUGGAGAACAGCAGCUGUUCAUGGUCCUGGAAUUUGAAUUUGGAGGCAGUAACUUGGAGAAUAUGAGGAAGCAGCUAAAUUCAGUGGCAACAGCAAAAAGCCUGCUCCAUCAAGUUACUGCUUCCUUGGCUGUGGCAGAGGAGGGACUGCACUUUGAGCACAGAGACUUGCAUUGGGGGAAUAUUCUGGUGAAGAAAACCAACUUGAAAGAGCUCAGUUAUACUUUGAAUGGGGCAGUUUAUACAAUCCCCACGAAAGGAAUUCAUGUGAACAUCAUAGAUUACACUCUCUCUAGGAUGGAGAAAGAUGGGCUAACGGUCUUCUGUGAUAUUUCUACUGACAAAGAGCUGUUCCAAGGAAGAGGUGACUACCAGUUUGAUAUCUAUAGGCAGAUGAAAAAAGAGAAUUCCAACAACUGGGCUGACUAUCACCCCCAUAGCAAUGUCCUGUGGCUGCACUAUUUAGCAGAUAAACUUCUGAAAGAGGUAAACUACAAGAGAAAGCUAUCAUCCUCCUCUGCCUUGAAAGGCAUACAGAAACAGCUCCGAAAGUUCCACAGCGAAGUCCUGAACUUUAGCUCUGCAAGUGAUGUUCUGCUCAAUAGCAGCCUUUUCCACUGAUCAAAAUGGACCUUUGAAUGAGAGAUCACAAAAUGGUGUCCUUGUACUGUCACUCCCUUUGCUGUAUUUUUGGAAUAUUUUAACAUUGGCACAUUUGGCAUGGUGCAGAUAGUAAAUGGUCUCUUAUGUCCAUGAGUUAAAUAUUUUUUAAGUGUUCAGCUAAAAUAUGUGAAGAUCCAUUGUUGCAAACAAAAAAUGUGAAACAUUUCACAGUUCAAAUAUUAAAAUGGUUCUUCUAUAUGUUAAGUCCUUAUUUUUAACUUUAAGCUCCUUUGCCAGCUUUAAUCUUAGAUCAUUAAAACUGAUGACUUAAAUAAGCUGCAGUAAAAUAUAGCCUAUUUUUCAUUUCUCACUAUGGAAAAUGAAGACCUGAUACAUUUGAGGCAUACCCUUAUUGUAAAAACUUUUCUUUAAAUUAGCACUUGUAUAGACUCAGCUUUAAACACAUGCUCUUAGGUUGGCAAACACUCUGAAUAAGCAGAAUGAAUUUGACAGGUUACAAUAUGUGAACCCUGAAAUAGAAAAUUAGAGAAAAUACUCCUGGAUUCUGUAGGAAAGCCACGCUUGAAUAUGUUUUAUCAGUAAGGCUCUGAUUUGGUCAUGGAUAUUUUUAGUAAAAGUGAUAGACUGGUCAUGGGCAAGAAACAAAAAAUCAUGGAAGCUGUGACCUGUCCCUGACUUUUACUAAAAACAUCCCUGACAAAAUGGGGGGGGAGGGUCCAGCACCCUGUCAUCAUCCCCUGCAGUGGCUGGGAAGUGGAGGGACCCCAUUGCCCAGUGGCCCCUGUGGGAGAGUUGCCCCCUUGCCAUCCAUAAUGGCAGGGGAGCUGUGGUGAGGCAUCCCCGCCUGCAGCCACUGAGCAGCUUGGGUACUUCUGCCAUUGCAGGGGGCACUCCAACUGCUCGUGGCAGCAGAGCUGCUGGGCAGCUCGGGUCACCGCCAGUGACCAGUGGUGUCCACUGCGACCCAUGGAGGCUGGGCUGCUGCUGGAUCCCCUGAUGCCCACAGCAGCUGGUCUGCUAUGGGGGGCCCCUGGAAGUCACA
Messenger RNA from Gopherus flavomarginatus (Mexican gopher tortoise), 4056 nucleotides. It is a transcript of the gene HASPIN, whose product is annotated as histone H3 associated protein kinase. Gene Ontology annotation, molecular function: ATP binding; histone H3T3 kinase activity. Gene Ontology annotation, cellular component: cytoplasm; nucleus. The record is from RefSeq and is a predicted model, not a curated record. Bases 114 to 3011 code for a protein of 965 amino acids. Gene Ontology annotation, biological process: protein phosphorylation; mitotic cell cycle; intracellular signal transduction. The transcript has a single exon. NCBI's taxonomy places the organism in Eukaryota, Metazoa, Chordata, Testudines, Testudinidae.